AUGAGUUUCGCGCUGUCUCGCUGUAUCGACGACCCGGAAACCACACCACCGGCGAUCCUGGAUGACCAGUCUGUGUGUGGGGCGGGGGAGCGGCUGGCGCUGUCCCUGGCCCGAGAGAACAUCAACAGCGCCAUGGAGGGUCCGGCCCGCGCCCGGGUGGAGGUGGACAUAUACGAACUGCAAAAAACUCCCAUGUGUCAGAUUCUACCCAAAGGCGUCGUCUCUGUGAUAGGUCCCGCCUCCAGCCCCGCCUCCGGCUCUACUGUCAGUCAUAUAUGUGGAGAGAAGGAGAUCCCUCAUGUAAAGAUCGGUCCGGAGGAAACUCCCCGCUUGCCGUACCUGCGAUUCGCCUCUGUCACGCUGUACCCUAGCAACGAGGACCUGAGUCUGGCCAUAGGAUCCAUCUUACGCUCGUUCAGUUACCCAUCAGCCAGCCUGGUGUGUGCCAAGGCUGAGUGCCUGCUGAGAUUGGAGGAACUGGUCCGCCGCUUCCUCAUCUCCCGGGAGACGCUGUCAAUCAGGAUGCUGGAUGACAACCUGGACCCUACGCCGCUGCUGAAGGAGAUCCGUGACGACAAAGUGGCCACCAUCAUCAUUGAUGCAAACGCUUCCGUCUCCUAUCUCAUCCUCAAGAAGGCGUCAGAGGGGAUGACGACUGCAUUUUACAAGUACAUCCUCACCACAAUGGACUUCCCGCUCCUGAGACUGGAUGACAUAGUGGAUGAGCAGUCCAACAUCGUGGGUUUCUCCAUGUUUAACACCACCCAUCCCUUCUACUUGGAGUUCAUCCGGAGCUUGAAUCUCUCGUGGAGGGAGGGAUGUGACCUGACGUACCCCGGGCCGGCGCUCUCGUCAGCGCUGAUGUUUGAUGCGGUGCAUGUGGUGGUGGGGGCCGUGAGGGAAUUGAACCGCAGUCAGGAAAUCGGAGUGAAGCCGCUCAGCUGCUCCUCGCCUCAGAUCUGGCAACACGGGACCAGUCUGAUGAACUACCUGCGCAUGUCGUCUGUGCACUCGUCUCAUUGACUACCUG
Messenger RNA from Gymnodraco acuticeps, 1030 nucleotides. RefSeq names its product glutamate receptor ionotropic, kainate 5-like. The coding region runs from base 1 to 1023 and encodes 340 amino acids. NCBI's taxonomy places the organism in Eukaryota, Metazoa, Chordata, Actinopteri, Perciformes, Bathydraconidae. The transcript has 9 exons. The record is from RefSeq and is a predicted model, not a curated record.